UGUACUGGACAGAUUGUGGACACGAACCGAAGAUAAAGCGAGCUGCGAUGGACGGUACCGGCAGGACAACCCUCAUCAACACACGCCUGGGGAAACCCACCGGUCUGGCGAUCGACUUCAAGGAACACGUGCUGUAUUGGUGUGAUGCCGGAGACCCAUACCACAGGCUGGAGAAAUCGGAUCUCCUCGGCAAUAAUCGUCGGGUUGUCGUUUCGUACCCGAACACUCAGUUCCUAGGCAUUGCAGUCGACGACGGCAACAUCUACUGGACGGCGAAGUAUGUGAUAACGUUAGCAAGAACAUCGGAGGCGAACACGGGACUUCGCGUUGCCAUAGGGAGUGGGUACGGUGUACUGAAUGGCAUUCAUCUGCAUAAACAUGGCGUCUCCACUGACGUUACCAACGCUUGUUCCUCGUACAAUGGUGGAUGCCACCAUCUGUGCCUGGUUCUUCCCGGAGGGAGGACGUGUGCUUGUCGUGACGGCUGGGUGCUCAGGGACGAUGAAUCUACCUGCACCCCUCCCGAUGUCCGUCUGGUUGGUGGAAGUAGCCAUCACGAGGGGAGGGUAGAAAUUCGGCACCACCAGGAAUGGAGGACAGUCUGUGACGACAAGUGGAACAACGACAGCGCACGUGUAGUAUGUCGUCAGUUGGGGUAUCCAGAUGCCGCGGAGGCAAAAGGAGGGGCCUAUUUUGGUCAGGGAUCGGGCACUAUUGGACUAGACGAUGUGCAGUGUACUGGAAAUGAAACAAACUUAUUUGAAUGCGAACAUAGAGGUUGGGGCGUGAGUAACUGUGGGCACCAAGAGGACGCGGGAGUUAUUUGCUUGUUGGAUGUUCGUUUGGUGCGAGGAGGCUCUGCGUACCAAGGACGAGUCGAAGUCUUACACGACGGGGUCUGGGGCACGGUUUGCGAUCGCGGCUGGGACUUGAGAGAUGCAGACGUGGUCUGCCGUCACCUGGGGUACCUGGAGGCGGCGACGGCCGUAAAGGCGGCGGCGUUUGGCCAAGGCACGGGGCCGAUCUGGGUGGACGACGCGACCUGCACUGGGUACGAGACCAGCCUGAACAAAUGUGGACACGCAGGGUGGAACACGAGCUACUGCCAUCACAGUCAGGAUGCUGGUGUCGUCUGUCAGUUGCUAGCUGUUCGUCUUGUCGACGGGAACAGUCCUAACGAGGGUCGGGUAGAGGUGUUCUACCAGGGCAAAUGGGGGACGGUCUGCGACGACGGCUGGGACCUGAAGGAUGCCAGCGUCGUCUGCCGUCGCCUAGGUUACCCGAACGCAACUUCGGCUUUAGACCGGGCUCACUUUGGCGAGGGUUCGGGACCCAUCUGGCUGGACGAUCUGGUCUGCGAGGGCGACGAAAGCGGGCUGUCGGAGUGCGGUCACAGUGGACUAGGUGUGGUGAAUUGUGGGCACCACGAGGAUGCAGGAGUAGUAUGUGCGCCACCUAGCGAAUUGACAAGGACGACAGCGGCAACAACUUCCACCACUCCGGAUACAACAACUUUCACCAUUCCAGCUCCUAACAAACAAACGGGCAUCCUAACGUCGAACACAGCCCCUUUUAUCAUCGCAGCGGCUCUCUCUGCGGCCUUUGCACUUGUCGGAGUGGUGACGUUAGUCUUAAGUUUCUGCGUCUUAAGGCGCAGAAAGGCCGUUAAGAAAAGACUUCAACGUGCGAUCUCCAACGACUAUCAGAACACCAACCCUGCCUUCUGCAUCGACGACAAUCCCAUUUACUGCACGGCGGGCGAAAACACCUACGAUGUAGUCGGAGACCGGCCGACUCCACACGAGAAGGCCCGAGACCUGCCGACUCCACACGGCGGGGCCCGAGACCGACCGACUCCGCACGACGGGGCCCGAGACCGGCCGAAUCCGCACGACGGGACCCGAGACCUACCGAGUCCGCGUGGCAAGACCCGAGACCUACCGACUCCGCACGGAGGGACCAGAGACCUUCCGGUUCCUCACGAUGCGGUCCGAAACCGACGCGUCAGUUCAGCCAAGCAAGAACAGACGGAAGACGAGAAAACUAAUGUGUACGUUGACAUGAGUGCGAAGUUCAAAGUGUACGAAAAUUCGGUGUCUAUCUAAGGUGUUCGCCAGGCAAUAAAGGUUAUAACAUUCAAGAUAGACAGAGAAGAUAAUAUAUGGAGACAAAUGUUUUUACAAAUGAAUCUUUAUAUGAUUGUACACUACUACACUUGUGUAUCUUUCUGCACGUCAUGAAUACGGGAUUAAAAUACUUGUUGCCUGCGAUAUCAUAUUUUGUUAUUUUAAUUCUUGUUACAACGUU
Branchiostoma floridae (Florida lancelet) is the source of this 2307-nucleotide messenger RNA. Its product is annotated as deleted in malignant brain tumors 1 protein-like. Gene Ontology annotation, cellular component: membrane. The record is from RefSeq and is a predicted model, not a curated record. Bases 48 to 2105 code for a protein of 685 amino acids. The transcript has 8 exons. Lineage: Eukaryota; Metazoa; Chordata; Leptocardii; Amphioxiformes; Branchiostomatidae.